AUGGGACGUAAAAAAAUUCAGAUUACAAGGAUUCAGGAUGAACGUAAUCGACAGGUAACGUUCACCAAAAGAAAAUUUGGCUUAAUGAAAAAGGCUUACGAACUUUCAGUGUUGUGUGACUGUGAGAUAGCCCUCAUUAUCUUCAAUUCAACCAAUAAACUAUUCCAAUAUGCUAGCACUGAUAUGGAUAAAGUUCUUUUGAAGUAUACUGAAUAUAAUGAACCGCACGAAAGUCGAACGAAUGCCGAUAUCAUGGAAGCUUUGCAAAGGAAGGAAAGCAAAUCGGGUGGAGUAGAAUCGGAUGAAGAUUCUCCCGGUUCUUCAACCCCGAACUUACCUAAUGGAACUUCAUCGAGCAGUGUCGCACCAACCAAUGCAUCCGUUACCAGCAGUACAUCUAGCAUGGAUUUCAACGGUGUCACCAAUAUAGCACAGCAGAUUUUCAGCUCAAACGUAUUCCUUUCACAUUCGGUCGUUUCAUACAAUGGUUCACAAGAUUCAACCGCUGCUAUCUCUUCCUCUUUAAGUCGACCGCAACAAAUGGAAUCGAUCAAAGCGCAUCAGUUAGGCUUUCCCUCGACAAGUUCAUUUCUGAAUUAUACCGAUUGUUCCUCUAGUCCGCGAUCUGUGGUCCCAGUAGCAGCCGGUAAUAGUGGAAACUGUGCUGGUAGCCCAACUUCUUGCGAGCAACACAUCAAUAUAGAUCAGCCAACACAGAAUGACACGCAACUGCAACUCACGCAUUCUAAAACCCAGGGUCAUUCUAUGUCUUCUGAUUUGAGGUUAACCUCAAGCGCCGGUACACGAAACGGUUCAGGUGACUUGAAUCAAGAAGAACAGCAGCACCUUAGAGUCGGAGGCUUCAGUACUUCCUCUUGGUUAGCCGUGCAACCAAAACCUUACAUCAAAGAUGAGCCCAAUUCACCGCCCGAAAAAAGAACACGAAUCGACGGAUGGCAGGCUCAGUCCAUAACAUGA
Brugia malayi is the source of this 978-nucleotide messenger RNA. RefSeq lists its product as uncharacterized. Gene Ontology annotation, molecular function: protein dimerization activity; RNA polymerase II cis-regulatory region sequence-specific DNA binding; DNA-binding transcription factor activity, RNA polymerase II-specific. The transcript has 2 exons. The coding region runs from base 1 to 978 and encodes 325 amino acids. Lineage: Eukaryota; Metazoa; Nematoda; Chromadorea; Rhabditida; Onchocercidae. The record is from RefSeq and is a predicted model, not a curated record. Gene Ontology annotation, biological process: positive regulation of transcription by RNA polymerase II.